CAGACAGAGAGGUGGGAGGCAGUGAGAGAGAAGGAUAGGCUGCAAAAACCCCACGAUUCUCUGAAUAUCACCUCAUCCUGAUAGACACCCUUUGGACGUGGACAUCAUUACCUCUGCAAAUCACACCUCGGCUUCUUCUGAUCCCCACAAUCUGCAGCUGUGACCAGGGGUUCUGAGCAAAACAGCUCAUACAAACUCACCAUUUUUCCUUCUCUGAUUUGCUAUUAUAUUUUUUUUGGGGGGUGUUUCAAAUUCCGCCAGAGCAGAAUUUCCAGAGGACUUCAGGAAAACUGCAAUCCCUCAUUACAUCAGAUCCAGCAGCUUAGAGGAUCAAGCACUGAGGGGAAAAACAAAACAAAACAAAACCAACAUAAAGAAAAACCAAACAGCAGAAAAACUUCAAAGUUCUAAAAACACCAGUAUCCCUGCAAGUUGGUGUCCACACGAUCCUCUGGCUCUCAGUACAGGAUGUGAAGGAGCAAACAUCUGCCUCUUAAAAAGGUAUUUGGACAUAUCCCAGGUCCUGGAGGAUGGGGGCGGUAGGAGAUUUUUUGAUCUUGUAAAGAGAUCAUUCUCCUUUUUUAUAUUCUCUCUCUCUCCCUCUCUCUCUCUUCUCUGUAAACUCAAAAUAGGGGGUAAAAUGCUACUGGUAUCUGCUUCCCUUCUUUAAACAAGACAAGGCAACCUGGGACUUGAAAGGAAGCCUCUGAUUUGCUGUAGCUGUCAUGAAAUAUCUAUUAGCCUCACAAAGAAAGGGAGAAAAGAGUGCAAUUGGCAGCCAAGACGGUGUUUGGCAAUAGCCUGCAAUCCAUGUUCAGAGAGCUUUGAAACAUUGAGUCCAUCCCUCCCUUCUGAUGUUACAGGAUUGCAGCCAGGAAUGUGCAAUCGAGCCCAAAGUGAAUCGAUUUGCCAGAAGCUCAGCCUUGGGGUUUCCUUGCUGUAAACUUGGGACUGAAAGUAAUACAGAGUCUCAUCAGAUUGAAGUGAUCAGAGGAGUCCCCUGUGUUGUUGGACACCAGAAGUGAUCGGUUCUGAUUAAGAAAGCCUCGCAGGAUCCUAUAAGGAAGAGAUCUGGUGUUCCAGAUGUUUGAAACGUGAGAACAUACUUUGAUCUGGUAAAUCUCAGUAAAUCUCAGCAUUAAACGCAGAAGCAAAACCUGUUACUCAACAAUAAAUACAACCUUAAAAAAGACAAAAGUAAAUUAAUAAAUCAUACAAUCAAAACAAAUAUAAAUAGGCAGUGUGUGCUGCUGACAGAUAAAUCCUGAUGCACCCCAGGGAGGAAAACAGAGAGGUACAAUUGAAACUCCUAACUCCUUUCCAGUAAGCCAAGUGGGGUUUUCAGUUGGAGACAGGAAGGUGUGCCCUCUCAAUCAUGCGUUGAUCUGUGUAUGUGUACAUGGAAAAACACAUCUGGCAGCUCUCCACAAGAACAAUAGCACAUUUUCCUGCCUCCUCUCCUGAAUCGCUCUCUGUGGUCGUUGCAUGAAAUCUACAAGAAGUGGAUCAGCUCAGAGGAUCUGUGGGGCCAGAAUAACUCUUCCUGCCCCCUCCCCAAAAAAGCCGAGCCAGGCACAGCCAGCAGCAGUAGCAGCAGCAUGCCGAGGAGGAAACAGCAGGCUCCCAGGAGGGCAGCAGCGUAUGUGUCUGACGAAUUGAAGGCUGCCGUACUUGAUGAUGAUGGGGAGACAGACGACACAGCGGCGGAUGGCGAACCUUCUGCAAAGUAUGUCUGUCCUGAAAAGGAAUUCACAAAGAACUCUCCCAUUUACCAACACUCUCCUGUCGGAGAAUUUUCCAGCCAUGAAAUGGACAGUGAUUCUCACGUCAGUGAGACCAGUGACAGAAUGGCUGAUUUUGAAAGUAGCUCCAUAAAAAAUGAGGAGGAAACGAAGGAGUCUCUGGUUCCUCUUGAAGACUCCAGUGUGUCUGAUAGCUUAGAACAAAUGAAAGCUGUAUAUAACAAUUUUCUUUCCAACUCUUACUGGUCAAACCUCAGCUUAAAUAUUCACCAGGCUACUUCGGAAAAGAACAACGCAAGCAGUAGCAGUAGCAGUAGUAGCAGCAGCAGCUGUGGAAGUGGGAGCUUUGACUGGCACCAGACGGCUAUGGCAAAAACAUUACAGCAGGUUUCCCAAAGCCGGGUUCUGCCUGAGCCCAGUCUUUUCAGCACUGUCCAGUUGUACAGACAGAGCAGCAAGUUGUAUGGAUCAAUUUUCACUGGGGCCAGUAAAUUUCGUUGUAAAGACUGUAGUGCUGCUUAUGAUACAUUAGUUGAGCUGACUGUUCACAUGAAUGAAACAGGACAUUACAGAGAUGACAACCAUGAAACAGAUAACAAUAAUCCCAAACGUUGGUCCAAACCACGAAAACGCUCUUUACUUGAAAUGGAAGGUAAGGAAGAUGCACAGAAAGUUUUGAAGUGCAUGUACUGUGGUCACUCUUUUGAAUCCCUUCAGGACUUAAGCGUACAUAUGAUUAAAACAAAACACUACCAAAAAGUGCCUCUCAAAGAACCUGUCACACCUGUUGCAGCAAAAAUGGUCCCAGCUUCAAGAAAAAAACUGUCUUUGGAGCUUGAUCUCCCAAGUUCUCCUGAUUCUACAGGGGGAACACCAAAAGCUACACUUUUAGAUGGAACAGACACAUUGCAAAAGAAUUCAAACCCAUACAUCACACCAAAUAACCGCUAUGGGCACCAGAACGGUGCCAGCUAUGCUUGGCAUUUUGAAGCAAGAAAGUCCCAGAUCUUGAAGUGCAUGGAAUGCGGCAGCUCACAUGACACUCUGCAGGAGCUCACCGCUCACAUGAUGGUCACAGGCCACUUCAUAAAAGUAACAAAUUCUGCACUGAAAAAAGGGAAGCCAGUCUUAGAAGCACCAUCGACCCCUACAUCGGUGCUGGAUGAAAAGGUACAGUCUGUGCCGCUUGCUGCCACCACAUUUAGUCCUCCUGCCAACAACAGUUCGUGUCUCUCCCCUAAACUAUGUGUUGAAAUUAAAAAAGAAAUUGAUAAAGAAAAGGGGAUCCUGGAAGAUAAAAUCAAAGACAAGGAGAAAUCAAACGAAGAUGAAGAAAAGUUUGAUGUUUCUUCUAAGUACCAUUACUUAACUGAAAAUGAUUUAGAAGAAAGUCCUAAAGGAGGACUAGAUAUCUUAAAAUCUUUGGAAAACACAGUAACAUCUGCUAUAAAUAAAGCGCAGAAUGGCACGCCAAGCUGGGGGGGAUACACAAGCAUCCAUGCUGCCUACCAGCUUCCGAAUAUGAUGAAGUUAUCCUUAGGUUCCUCAGGGAAAGGUACACCAUUAAAACCAAUGUAUGGAAGCAGUGAGGUUUUAUCACCGACCAAAAAUCAGCCCCUGGUUUCACCUCCUAGCAGUCAGAAUUCUCCUGUGCCAAAAACAAACUUCCAUGCAAUGGAAGAGCUUGUCAAAAAAGUUACAGAGAAGGUAGCCAAGGUGGAGGAAAAAAUGAAGGAACCAGAGGGAAAAUUUUCACCCAUUAAAAGAGCAACUCCAUCUCCCAGCAGCAGUGAGAUCAGUGAGCCCCCAAAAUUGGACACUUCCAGUGACAUUGUGUUAAAAAGCCAGCAGAACAGCCCUAUUUCACAAAAGGACAAUUGUAAAGAAAAUCCAGGUUUAGAACCUGUGGAAAACGGUAAAGAACAUGUGAACUCCAUAAUAGGCAGUUUAGGGAGUAGUACUGCUAUAAUAACAGAUCAUCCACCUGAACAGCCGUUUGUUAAUCCACUAAGUGCAUUGCAGUCUGUUAUGAAUAUCCACCUUGGAAAGGCAGCUAAGCCAUCCCUACCAGCACUGGAUCCCAUGAGCAUGUUGUUUAAAAUGAGUAACAGCUUGGCAGAAAAGGCAGCUGUGGCCACUCCACCAAUUCAAUCCAAAAAAACAGACCACUUAACAGACCGUUAUUUUUAUCAUGUCAACAAUGACCAGCCCAUAGAUUUGACGAAAGGGAAGAGUGACAAAAACUGCUCUUUGGCUUCAGCGCUUUUGUCAUCUACAUCGACAUCUUCUGCAUCUUCUUCAUCUACAGUGACAACGGCAAAGACAUCUGCAGUCGUGUCAUUCAUGUCAAACUCACCGCUGCGAGAGAACGCCUUGUCAGAUAUAUCUGAUAUGCUGAAGAACCUGACAGAAAGCCACACGUCAAAAUCUUCUACACCUACCAGUAUAUCUGAAAAGUCUGACAUUGAUGGUACCACAAUAGAGGAGCCAGAGGAAAAUACACCAGCUCAGAAAAGAAAGGGUCGUCAGUCCAACUGGAACCCUCAACAUCUGCUCAUUCUUCAGGCCCAGUUUGCUGCCAGCUUGCGACAGACUUCAGAAGGUAAAUAUGUUAUGUCAGACUUGAGCCCUCAAGAGAGAAUGCACAUUUCAAGAUUUACAGGACUUUCCAUGACCACAAUCAGCCACUGGUUAGCCAAUGUGAAAUACCAGCUCCGAAGGACCGGUGGAACCAAGUUCCUUAAGAAUUUAGACACUGGUCACCCAGUGUUCUUUUGUAAUGACUGUGCCUCACAAAUCAGGACUCCCUCUACAUAUAUCAGUCAUCUUGAAUCGCAUCUAGGUUUUAGGAUAAGGGAUUUGUCUAAAUUGUCCAACGAACAGAUACACAAUCAAAUAGCACAAACAAAAUCCCCCUCUGAAAAACUAGUGGUAUCAUCUCCAGAAGAAGAGAGUGGAACUUCUUACCAAUGUAAACUUUGCAACCGGACAUUUGCUAGCAAGCAUGCUGUGAAACUUCAUUUAAGUAAAACACAUGGGAAGUCUCCGGAGGAUCACCUCAUGUAUGUCUCUGAGUUAGAGAAGCAGUAGCAUUGGCUUUUUAUUACAUUAAAACUGUGGUUUGCUUUGAGGAAGACUAGUAAAAUGAAGCCUUAAAGCUACAGUGUACUGUUUUUGGCACAUGUUCCUAUUUUAUCUCUGGAGAAACUCACUCUGAGAACAGAACUGUUUUAUAAAACUGUACAGUGUUUAAUAGAGGUGCAUACUCAGCUGUUGUUACUGCUACAAUAUGAAGGGUGAAAUGCCAUUGGUGUUUUUAACCUGUGUAAAUUGCGUUAGCGGUAUACAUUGUCUAAUGCGCCACGCUGCAUGAAUCAACAGACAUUUUAAUGAAGCAUUUCUAUUUAAAGCUGGUACACUAUUUUUCAUUCCACUCAAUGUGUGCUAGUAUUUUUCAGCCUUUAGCCCUCUGAGUACUUUGGAGCACUCAUGUUUAUUGGUAAAGAUCUGUGUUUUUUGUUUUUUUUUUCUUUUCUUUUUUUUGAAAUAUAAAAUAAAAUGUACUUGAUACAGUUCCACUUAACCAUAUGAGCAUCUGCAUUAGCAGCUCUACAGAAGUUGCAUUCACGGUUCAAAGCCUUUACCUCCCACUGGGGCUGCUAUGCAUUGCAGAGCAAUGUAUUGCCAGUUCAUCUGUCAGAGCAGGGGUUAAAUCCGUGUAUAUAAUGUACAGACUCGCAUUAUGGAAAUUGUGGUUGAUGUUAAUGGAAUAUUUUCUCCCCCUCUGGCAUUUUUACGAUUUUAUUUUUUCCUUUGGUAUGAGAUGCAGUAUGCCUCCUUUACAUAAGCUGUGCCUAUGUAUAGUGUAAAAUUUUAUUUGGUUGACUUUUAACCUAUUCAGUGCCAGAAGAUAUGUUUUGGUUUAAGAUCCACUGGCAGUGAAUGAGUUUUGGGUUUUUUAUUUUGUUUUUUGUUUUUUAAUUAACACCCGAGCAUUGUAAAUUAUUCAAAGGAUACAACAAAUAGUCUUUAUAAAAUAUUCAAACAAAAAUACUAUUAUUCUAAAAACAAAAAAGCUAUAAUUGUUUUACUAUACAUCUAUAUUGUUAGAAGUUCAUGUUUAAAUUAUACAUAUUUAUUAGCGAAUUGAUAUAAUUUGUUUGGAACUAUAAGCCCGACACAAGCCAUGGGACUUCUGCUUGGUGUUACUCAGAACGAUUUUGCACAAUAUGACUUUAAAAAAAAAAUAGUAUUUAUUACGGCAAAAACAAAGAUCCGCUAAACAUUCUCAGUGCUCGAAGGGUUAAAUCUAUUUGAAGACAAGAAAAAAAAACUGUACUGUAUUCCCAAGAAUUGCUAAUCCUUUUAAAAAGAAAAAAAUGUUUGUACUACAAUACUUUGCUUAAACAUAAAGAGGCAUUCUGUAAUAUAACCUCUUCUACUUAUUUAUAAGCACCUGUGGGUUGUUAUUCCGUAUAGA
Messenger RNA from Pelobates fuscus (common spadefoot toad), 6222 nucleotides. RefSeq names its product teashirt zinc finger homeobox 3 (gene TSHZ3). The record is from RefSeq and is a predicted model, not a curated record. Gene Ontology annotation, molecular function: DNA binding; DNA-binding transcription factor activity, RNA polymerase II-specific. Gene Ontology annotation, cellular component: nucleus. Gene Ontology annotation, biological process: regulation of transcription by RNA polymerase II. Lineage: Eukaryota; Metazoa; Chordata; Amphibia; Anura; Pelobatidae. The transcript has 3 exons. Bases 1599 to 4832 code for a protein of 1077 amino acids.